AUGGAUCAUGAUAAUUCAACAGUUCGACCAAGUCGCUUGCACAGUACUUCUAUACAGGAUGAUAAUAGAUCUCAAAUAAGUAGAAAGUCAAAUACUAGCCAAAUCUCCAUUGCCAAACUUCAUGAGAGCCAGAAAAAGGCUGAACUGCUAACACGAAAGGCUGCCUUAAAGGAACAGCACGAAAUUGAAGCAGAAAGGUUAAAAUUGAAAAUUAAGGAGGAAGAACUACAAAUCAAAACAGAACUAAACAUUUCGGACGCUAAAUCAAAGAUAUUAGAGGAACUUGAAAGAAGUAUUUUCGAGGACCAAAGGAUGGAAGAAGAGAUUGAGGUAACCGGGAUGAACGCACCACCAGUCCCUCCUCAAUGUCAACCACCCUUCGGGUAUACAUAUGUAACCUCACCACCCAGCAGGCAUCCUACAUCAUUUGUACCACUGCCUUUCCCUCAACAUGCAGGACAACAGAUUCCACAACAAAUUUUUCAUUACAAUAAUUUUGCCACACAAUCCGAUGGACUUAUUCACAACUCCGUAUUAAGCCAACCACCUGCCAUGGCCACAUCGAUAGCUUCGACACCAUACAGGAGACCCCCAUUACCUCCCAGGGUAGAGUUUGGAAAUCCAUCAGCGCCAGAACCAUUAGGUCAGUCUACAUUAUCGCCAGAAGCUAGACCCUUUCUACAAUCUGCACCAAAUGUAUCGUUAGCGAUAAAUCGGAAAGAACCAGUGUCCGAAUCACAGGCUAUUACCAGAUAUUUAGCCAGAAAGGACUUGAAUAUGGCUAGAUUUUCAAAGUUUGAUGAUGAUCCAGCCUCAUUCACCGCCUGGAAAAACUCCUUCAAAGGUGCUGUGAGGGAACUUCAAUGCGUGACACCAGCUGAGGAAAUUGACCUACUGAUUAAAUGGCUAGGACCUCAUUCCUCUAAACAAGUUCUAAGUUUGAGGACGUCUAAUUCGCACAACCCUGACAUAGGACUAACAAGAAUAUGGGCCAGACUAGAGGAGCGAUAUGGAGCACCGGAACUAAUUGAGAACUCACUUAAAGUCAAAAUCACAGACUUUCAGAGAAUCGUCGUGAAAGAUUACAGCAGAUUGUAUGACCUGCUGGAUAUUUUAUCCGAGAUCCAGUCUCUCAGGGAGGACCUCAGGUACGCUUCUCUGCUCUCCUACUUUGACUCUUCCACUGGAGUAAACCCAGUAGUAUCUAAGCUGCCGGGACACCUACAGACAAAAUGGACAGAGAGAGCGACGAGAUAUAAGAUUACUCACAAAGUCUCGUACCCACCACUCAGCCAUUUUGUCUCAUUUAUAUCUGACAUGGCAACGAUGCUCAACGACCCCAGUUUUAAAUACGAGAGUCAAGACACAAAACCACCUAAACCCAAUGUUCAAAUAAGGAAGACAACAUUACAGGUACCUCCAUCCUCAAGUCAGGAACACAAGGGAUGCCCCAUCCACAAAUAUGCUAGUCACAAACUAAGUGAAUGCAAACUGUUCAAGCAGAGGAGCCUGGAUGAACGCAAGAAUAUUCUUCGCGACAACAGAAUGUGCUUUAAAUGUUGCGAGGACUCUCACAUAGCGAGAGAAUGUAAGGCUAACAUCAAGUGUGAAGAAUGUGGGUCACCUCAUCAUCCUACUUGUAUGCACUUUAACUCAAACAGCAACGGAAUGAGGAAAGAUAAGAUGAAAGGACAGAAAGCCACGAACACCAAAAACACACCUGCUGACGAGAAUGCACAACCCGGAACUCAUCACGACAGGGAGAGCAUUACCGCUAAGUGUACAUCGGUGUGUGGAGAUUUCACAGGGAGGUCAUGUGCCAAGAUAAUUCUGGUGAAGGUGUACCCUAAUAAUCACCCAGAGAAGUCGGUCAACGUGUAUGCCAUCUUAGAUGAUCAGAGUAAUCACAGCCUAGCGUCGCCGGACCUCCUCGAUGCCAUGAAUGUUGUUGGGGAGGAGGUGAAGUACACUUUGUCAUCUUGUUCUGGCAGUUUCGGGAUGAGUGGGCGAAAAGCGUUUGGUUACACGGUGGAAUCUAUGAACAAUACAUACCGAAGGCAGUUGCCAGCACUCUUAGAAUGUACAGACAUACCAGAAGACCGAUCGGAAAUCGCUACACCAGAAGUUAUACAGCAUUUGGACCACCUGAAGGAUGUACCUAUAUUGCCGUACAGGGCCGACUGUAGCAUUGGACUUUUAUUGGGAAGGGACAUUCCAGAUGUCCAUCAAGUUUACAGACAGAUUACCGGUCCAAAGAACUCCCCCUUCGCUCAGAAACUAGGGUUGGGAUGGGUUGUUAUUGGAGACGUCUGCCUCGGUAACAUUCACAAACCUUCAAUGACCGAAGUUCAUGCGCGAAAAACGAGCGUACUUAAGGAUGGCCGAGGGACUAUAUUUGAACCAUGCAAAAAUCAGCUGAUGGUAAAAGAAGACAUUAUGUUAAACAACAAUGACCUUCUCUUCCAAAGGACAAAAAACGAUGACAAGGUCGGAACUUCCGUGGAAGAUCGACAGUUCGUGGGUAUAAUGGAGAAGGAAAUGUUCAGAAAUGGAGAUGGUAAUUGGAUCGCACCUCUACCAUUUCGUCUACCACGCGACCGGAUGCCCAAUAAUCGUAGAAUGGCUUUCAAACGUGCUAUGAUACUAGACAAUUCACUCAAAAGAAAUCCUACCAAGACAGAACAUUUUGUCACAUUCAUGGACAAAGUCUUGAGCUCCGGUGCGGCUGAGGUAGCCCCAACCCCUUCAGACGAAGUCUGGUACCUGCCCAUAUUUGGUGUGUACCAUCCUCAAAAACCAGAUCAAAUUAGAGGGGUGUUCGAUUCAUCAGCAACUUACAACGGCAUAUCCCUGAAUCAGGUCCUACUUUCAGGUCCUAACCUGACCAACGAACUGUUAGGUAUACUUCUGAGAUUCCGAAAGGACCGAGUUGCCUUCGCAGCGGAUAUAGAGCAAAUGUUUUACUCAUUUUUGGUCAGGGAAGACCAUCGUGACUACCUCCGAUUUUUCUGGUACAGAAACAACAAUCCUAACCUUGAACUUAUUGAGUAUCGCAUGCGGGCUCAUGUGUUUGGGAAUAGUCCCUCCCCCGCUGUUGCCAACUACGGGCUUAAAAAAAGUGUGGAUAGCCAGGACGUUGACCCCACCGUAAAAGAUUUAGUAGAGCGGAACUUUUAUGUUGACGAUGCUCUCGCGUCGCUACCAGAAGAAGAUGAGGUCAUAAGUCUCAUAGAAAAAACACAGAUGGCUCUUAAGAAGGGAGGUAACCUUAGACUGCACAAGAUUGUCUCAAACAAUCCUAAGGUUAUUAGCGCCUUCCCGGUUGAAGAUCUGGGUAAAGAGGUCAAAUCAUUAAGACUGGAGCAAGACCCAUUACCAACACACAGGAGUCUGGGCCUUGAAUGGGAUAUGGCCUCCGAUGAGUUCAAGUUUGACAUUGAAGUGAAGACUAGCAACACACCACUAACAAGGCGCAGCAUGUUGUCAGAGUUGAAUAGCAUAUAUGACCCACUUGGGUUUGUGGCCCCAGUCACUAUUCAGGGGAAGAUACUCAUGAGGGAAAUUACUACAGGCUAUAACUGGGAUGAACCGAUUGAACAAGAUCUGGAGAAAAAAUGGAAAGUCUUCAAGGAAACAGUCAGAACACUUAAAGACUUCAAGGUCCCACGCAUGAUAGUACCUUUGUCACUCAGCACGGCAGGGAAUGCGGAGCUACAUGUUUUCUCAGACGCAUCGGAGAAGGCUGUCAGUGCCGUAGCUUACCUCAAGGUCUGUCGAGAGGAGAUACAGUACACUGGAUUUGUUAUGGGGAAGACUAAACUAGCCCCCUCCCAUGGUCAUUCCAUACCUCGAUUGGAACUGUGCGGGGCCUUAUUAGCAACAGAACUUGCCCAAAUUGUCAUUGACAACUUAGAUGUUGACCUUGAUACUGUCCAAUACUACACAGACAGCAAAGUUGUGUUGGGCUACAUUAAUAACAAAACCAGGAGGUUCUACAAUUACGUGAGCAACAGGGUAGAACGUAUACUGAGGCAUUCGAGUCCCAGUCAAUGGAACUACAUUUCCACCAAAGACAAUCCAGCAGAUUGUGGCACCAGGGGUGUUUCUUCAUCUAAUGAACUAGAUAAGUGGCUCCAGACACCAGAGAAUCUACGAAAACACUCUCAGAACUUAGCAGCUACGGAACACUUUCCGCUUAUAUGUCCUGAAGAUGACAAGGAACUCAGGGUUGAGACCAGGAAAACGGGAAUCAAGGAGGAAUUCCUUGACAAUCUCCUCCAAGGUUUUUCUUACUGGCGGCGACUUGUGAACGUAAUCGUACGCAUCAAGGGAUACAUCAGAAAAUUCAAAAGUCGGUACAAGAACACGCAUUCAUUGGAGACAAACGGACGUGAGGAUCGCAAUGCAGCUGAACAUCUCCUUCUCCGUAUGCACCAGAGCGAUCAAUUCCCAAUGGAAAUAGAGUCCUUGAAGGAGAGUAAACCCAUAGCUUCUGCAUCAACCAUCAUUAGGCUCGCGCCGUUCCUCGACUCUGAUGGAAUCAUGCGGGUUGGAGGUCGCUUAGGUCAAAGUUGUCUCCCACUGGAGGAAGCCCACCCAAUCAUAGUGUCCAACAAGUCAUCUAUUGCAAAACUGCUAGUGAGACACUUUCACGACAAAGUUAAACAUCAAGGACGAAUACUCACAGAAGGAUCCAUUCGUAGUCAUGGAUUUUGGAUCAUUGGCGCGAAACGGUUGAUUUCGAAAGUCCUGCAUGAUUGUGUACCAUGCAAAAAACUGCGAGGAAGUGUACAACUCCAAAAAAUGGCGGACUUACCGCCAGACAGACUAAUUCCAGCUCCUCCAUUUACUAAUGUAGGAGUUGAUGCCUUUGGACCCUGGAACAUUAUAACAAGAAAAACCAGAGGUGGUUCCGCGAACUCCAAACGUUGGGCAAUUCUAUUCACAUGUCUCGGAACACGAGCUGUACACAUAGAAGUUGUGGAAGAAAUGAGCACAAGCUCAUUCAUCAAUGCAUUGCGUCGCCUGAUUGCCAUCAGGGGGAAUGUGAAGGAACUUCGUUCCGACAGAGGCACAAACUUUGUGGGAGCUGCAAAUGUGUUCAAAGACAUGAACACAGUUGAGGUUGUGAAUGUCGAAGACGAACCAAUUAAGAGAUACCUAAAGGACGCAGAUCUUGUUUGGAAAUUCAACUCCCCCCAUUCAUCUCAUAUGGGAGGGGUAUGGGAGAGAUUGAUCGGCAUGGCGAGGAAAAUCUUGGACGCGAUGUUCAUGGAACUAUCAUCCCGAAGCCUUACCCAUGAGGUACUUGUGACCUUGAUGGCGGAGGUGAGUGCGAUCAUGAAUUCGAGGCCAGUUGCACAGAUCUCUACAGAUCCUGAAGUACCAGUCAUAUUGAGUCCAACCACACUCCUCACUCAGAAGACAUCUUCUGAAGCGUUGUUUAAUUCCACUGACCUUGACAUCAAGGAUUUAUAUAGAGAACAGUGGAAGAGGGUCAAGGUCUUAUCGGAGAUGUUCUGGAGACGAUGGAGAGAAGGAUAUCUUCAGACUCUACAAACACGCAGAAAGUGGAAUCGAGAGACUAGAGACAUGAAAGAAGGAGAUGUAGUUCUUCUUAAGGACAAAAACCAACCAAGGAUGGAAUGGCCUGUCGGUAUCGUGGUAAAUGCCAUUCAGAGUGAUAGUGAUGGAAAGGUUCGUAAAGCAGAGGUCCGGACCAGGAAGGAUGGGUCAGAUGUCCAUUAUGUUCGUCCAGUCACUGAAAUGGUCAUGCUUGUUGAGAACUAA
Messenger RNA from Pecten maximus, 5790 nucleotides. RefSeq lists its product as uncharacterized. Gene Ontology annotation, molecular function: zinc ion binding; nucleic acid binding. Gene Ontology annotation, biological process: DNA integration. Bases 1 to 5790 code for a protein of 1929 amino acids. The record is from RefSeq and is a predicted model, not a curated record. Lineage: Eukaryota; Metazoa; Mollusca; Bivalvia; Pectinida; Pectinidae. The transcript has a single exon.